AACGAAAAGUAAGUCAGUGUUUACGAAAAGUGCACAAUAAAUGCAUUGUUCUUAGUCUUGCUUUAAUCAAUUUAGACUAGAACAAAAUAAAAGCAUUUAUUUGCAAACUUCAAAAAACACUCGAGAUUAAAAUAUUUUAUAGAGGCAAAGAAAAGAUCUGAAGAAGAGACUAUUGAGAAAGGAUAAUUAUCGGAAGCGAUAACAACUCAUCCAUAUACAAGAAGAAACAAAUUCAGGGUCAAUAAUACAAAAAUGUAUCUCUUUUUACUUACGUUAACAAUAAUAUUAGUUUACAUUUACUGCUCUUAUAAAUUAAACUACUGGAAAAGGAGAGGUAUUAACCAAGUGGAUAAUUCAAGCAUUAUAUUUGGAGAUGUCAAAAAAGCGAUUUUGUUCCGCACCGCGCCGGGCUUCCACUUGGGCGACUUGUACAGAGGCGCCCCCGCCGGCGCACCUUACAUUGGAUUUUACAUUUUCCACAAAGCGUGUCUGCUGUUGAAAGACCCCGAGAUAAUCAAGAGGAUUCUCAUAAGUGAUUUCGACAAAUUCUCUGACCGACACUUCGCUGGAAACCAACAGAAAGAUAGCUUUGGACAGCAGAACUUGUUCGGCUUGAAGAAUCCGACUUGGAGAUACCUGAGGAAGAAAAUUUCGCCGUCUUUCUCUCGAGUCAAACUGAGGCAAUUGUUCCCGCUGAUGAUGGAAACCGGUAAAAGCAUGAUGGAUCAUCUGGACAAGAUCACUGAUGCUAAGAAACCGGUAAUUAUUGACACUCAGGACAUCAAUUACAAAUAUACCAGCGAUAUGAUCGCCAACUUCGGCCUUGGUAUCAAAACUGAUAGUUUCAACUACCCAGAUUCAGAUUACACCAAAUUCCUUAUGGACUUCUUCAAAUCAUCCAGACGAAUGGUAGCAUUGAUCACAGUAUUUUUUAUGCCAGAAAUUGUAAAAUUUACUGGAAACUCAUUGCUAUUUGAUUUGUCGUUCAUACGUAAAAUAUUUUAUGAAGUAUUAGACUCACGUGAAAAGAGUGGAACAAAGAAAGGAGACUUUAUAGAUACCAUCAUUAAGUUGAAGAAUGGAGAGCAAAACCCCCUGUACAAAUUCGAAGGUGAGCAUCUCUUAUUCCAAUCUGGGGCACUCUUCUCUGGUUUUGAGUCAAGUUCCACUGCAUCUGCAUUCACUCUAAUGGAGCUGGCUAAAGCGACCGAAGCCCAAGAAAAAGCAAGAAAUGAGAUCAAGCAGGCCAUCGAGAAACAUGGUUUGACUCUGGAAGCUUUAAACGAAAUGAAAUACUUGGACAAGUGUAUUUCUGAAACUGUCAGAUUAUAUCCACCAGUUCCUAUCGUAGAUCGUGUAGCUCUACAAGAUUACGAGAUUCCCGAAACGGGUUUCGUAAUCAAGAAAGGAACCCCAGUCUUCGUGUCUCUGUUCGGCUUGCAAAGGGAUCCAAAACUCUUCGAGGACCCGGAGACGUUUCGGCCCGAAAGGUUCGACAGCGACAAAACCAUAACUGACGGUUACAUGCCCUUUGGAGAGGGUCCUAGGAAAUGUAUUGCUGUGCAAGUAAGCCAGCUGCACGUCAAGCUGGUGCUUUCCAUGAUCCUGUCCAAAUACCAAGUGCGUCAAGUCGAGUCAGCGAACUACAAACUGGAUCACCGGUCAUCUUUCACUGCUGCAGCGACCGGGAUUAAUCUCGAAUACAUAAAGUUAACAUAAUAACUUAUACUGACCCGUGGCUAUGUAAAUUAUUUUUUGAUUAUUUUAUUUUAAUAAAGCUUGUUCUGUUA
Ostrinia nubilalis (European corn borer) is the source of this 1790-nucleotide messenger RNA. Its product is annotated as cytochrome P450 6k1-like. The record is from RefSeq and is a predicted model, not a curated record. The transcript is spliced from 6 exons. NCBI's taxonomy places the organism in Eukaryota, Metazoa, Arthropoda, Insecta, Lepidoptera, Crambidae. The coding region runs from base 253 to 1719 and encodes 488 amino acids. Gene Ontology annotation, molecular function: oxidoreductase activity, acting on paired donors, with incorporation or reduction of molecular oxygen; heme binding; monooxygenase activity.